Molecule: messenger RNA, 1536 nt
Organism: Capsella rubella
Lineage: Eukaryota; Viridiplantae; Streptophyta; Magnoliopsida; Brassicales; Brassicaceae
Product: probable inactive leucine-rich repeat receptor kinase XIAO
Exons: 1
Coding region: 7-1443 (478 amino acids)
Molecular function (GO): protein binding
Source: RefSeq, a predicted model, not a curated record
AUCACCAUGAACUCUUUCUCAUUCACUCUCUACAUCUUUGCCGUCCUUGUCCUCCUACAAUGCUUAAGUUCGACCGGAGCUGCCACAUGUCAUCCUGAUGACGAGGCGGGUCUUUUAGCUUUCAAAGCUGGUAUAACUCAAGAUCCUUCGGGCAUGCUCAGCUCUUGGAACAAAAGUACUCCUUGCUGCUCCUGGAAGGGUGUCACAUGCCUCAACAGCGACCGAGUCACCAUACUCGAACUAGUCGGAUAUCUCAAGAAACCCGAACGCUCCCUCUCUGGCACUCUCUCACCGUCCCUGGCUAAACUCAAGCACCUCAAUGUGAUCAGUUUAGGAGAUCAUGGAAACAUCACUGGACCUUUUCCCAAGUUCCUUCUCCAGUUACCAAAGCUAAGGUACGUUGACAUCGGGAAUAACCGUCUCUCCGGUCCACUUCCUUCCAACAUAGGUGUACUAAGCAUGUUGGAAGAGAUCUUUCUUGAAGGAAACAAGUUCACCGGUCCAAUCCCGAAUUCGAUAUCAAAUCUUACUAGAUUAUUUUAUCUCUUUUUCGGCGGUAAUCUCCUAACAGGAACUAUACCCAUAGGUAUUGCUAAUCUUACACUCUUGCAGAAUCUAAACUUGGGUGGCAACCGCCUCUCUGGCACCAUCCCAGAUAUUUUCGAAUCCAUGCCGUUACUCAAAUUUAUCGAACUCUCUCGCAAUGAAUUCUCCGGAAGACUUCCUCCGUCCAUUGUGUCAGUCGCACCAACACUUCUCAGCCUCCAUCUAAACCAGAACAAUCUCUCGGGGACGAUCCCCGACUAUAUAUCAAGAUUCAACAGGCUCGAAAAGUUGGAUCUCUCCAAGAACCGGUUCUCUGGGGUUGUCCCAAAGGGUUUCAUCAAUCUGACCAAUCUUAAUAAUCUUGAUCUCUCCCACAAUCUUCUAACUGGUCAAUUCCCUGACUUGACCACUAACACCAUCGAGUAUCUUGAUCUCUCAUACAACCAAUUUCAGCUAGAAACUAUUCCAAAAUGGGUAACGUCUUUGCCAAGCAUCUUUUUGUUGAAGCUAGCGAAAUGCGGGAUCAAGAUGAACUUAGAUGAUUGGAAGCCAGCGGAACCCUUGUACUUCCAUUACAUUGAUCUGUCUAAAAAUGAGAUCUCAGGGAAUCUAGAAAGGUUCUUGAACCAGACAUGGUAUCUCCUAGAGCUUCGGGUGGCAGGAAACAAACUCAGAUUCGAUAUGGGAAACCUGACGUUUCCAAGAACGCUAAAAACUCUCGAUCUGUCAAGGAACUUGGUGUAUGGAAAGGUGCCUGCGACGGUGAAUAGUCUACAGAGACUGAACUUGAGUCAAAACCAUCUUUGCGGAGAACUUCCCGCGACAAAGUUUCCGGCUAGUGCAUUCGCUGGUAAUGAUUGUCUUUGUGGCUCUCCACUUUCUCCUUGUAAAGCUUAGCGGUAAGAAAGCUACAGUUUUCAAUUUGGACUUACUUUGAUACGUAGUUCCAAAUAUGAUUUGAAAUAAUAACAAAUAAAGUUGUUUAAGAUA